Molecule: messenger RNA, 1830 nt
Organism: Ilex paraguariensis (yerba mate)
Lineage: Eukaryota; Viridiplantae; Streptophyta; Magnoliopsida; Aquifoliales; Aquifoliaceae
Source: the annotation of a GenBank genome assembly
AUGGCAAGACAGCACAGAGAUAAAUACCUACUUUGUACUCAACUCCCAAGUUCAGCAUUUGCUACAAAACAGUCCACAGCACCACAAGUCCCUGGUUCCAACUACCUAUGCAACUCCAAAAAAUUAUCAUGUGACACCUUCAUAGUGUACAGAGCUCAAGAAGGCUAUCAGAAUCUCUCUUCCAUAUCCUCUCUAUUUGAUACUGACGAAUCCUUACUCCGCCAUUACAAUCCAAUGGCAAAAAAUGAUUCAUUGACGUUGCAGCUUGGUCGAGAGAUCAUUGUCCCUGUCACUUGCUCAUGCCUCAAGGGAUUCUCUCAGGCCCUCUACUUGUACAAUGUUUCUCAGCCAGAUUCUUUGCACACAAUUGCUUGCGAAUUGUUUGAAGGUUUGGUGAAGGCAAAAAGUCUAAUAGUGCAUAACCCCGAUUUUGAAGAAAACAGUCCCUAUAACGAUCUUAUUCAAGUGCCUGUUCGAUGUGCUUGUCCUGAGACUUCUGAGACAGAAAAGGGUAUAAAGUUCCUUGUGACAUAUCCACUUAGGGAGCAAGAUCAUACAGGUAGGAUUGCUCGUAAAUUUGAAGUGCCUGAAAGAAUGAUCUGGGAUGCUAAUAGAUUAGACCCAUAUACAACUAUAAUCCCUCAGACUACUAUACUCAUUCCCACAAUGGGUGUUCCUGUCCUGAAUUUGGAUGUUUCCACUCUCCCUGGAACUCCCCCUCCGCGUUCUCGGCCUGCUAUUGAAAUCAUGCCAGUUACAAACUCGAAAAACAGGAAUUUCAGUGUGUACCUUGGAGGGGUUGUUGUCGCGGGUAUUGUUGUAAUGGCUAUAACUUGUGGAGUUCUAAUAAUCACCAGGAAAAGGAGACAACGUCGCAAUUUUAAACCCUUGUUUAUCAUAAAUUCGCCAUUGGAAAAUUUCCCCCCUGAUUUUAUUGAUGGGAUGUACAAGUUGAAACACUCACUGAUUUCUUUCAGCUUGGAGGAGAUGAGGAUUGCAACUGAAAAUUUCCGCCAGGCAUGUGAGAUUGGUACAGCAGUGUAUCGAGGUAAGAUUUGUGGUUCUUACAUGGCAAUCGAACAGAUGAAUUCAAAGGAAGAAGCCCACCAUGUUAUCGGUAUUCUGACAAAGGUCAAUCAUCUAAACAUAGUGAAGCUUGAGGGCUGCUGUUACGAAAACACGCCUUAUCUUGUGUUUGAGUUUGCUGAGAAUGGUAGCUUAAGAGACUGUUUAUCAAACUCAAAAUUGUCUAGGCAGUUCACAUGGACAAAAAGAUUGCAGAUUGCUUUUGAUGUUGCAGAGGGACUUCAUUACAUACAUCACUGCACAAAGCCAAUAUAUGUCCAUCGGAACAUAAACAGCAAACUAGUGCUUAUAACCAAGGAUUGGAGAGCCAAGAUUUCUGGGUUUAAAUCCGCGAAACCUCUGAUUUGCAAUGAAGAAAAGGUAGAGACUAAUUGGAAUGAAGCUGGGAUAGUAGGAACAAAUGGGUACUUGGCACCUGAAUAUCUUACUUAUGGGCAGGCUUCGACCAAAGUGGAUGUAUACGCAUUUGGGGUCGUUUUACUUGAGCUUUUAUCGGCUAAAGAGGCCAUUGCAGAAGGGAUUUUCGUGAAGAAUUCUCUUGGGUUUUUGGCCGAUUGUGGGCUUGAAGAUUCUUCAGAGUGCUUGGAGAAAUUCAAGGGAUUCAUGGACCCUGUCUUGGAGGGAGAUUACCCGUUUGGUGAUGCUGUGUGUCUAGCAGUCUUAGCCAAAGGUUGUGUGGUGGAGGACCCUCUUCACAGGCCCACCAUGAAUGAUGUUCUGAAGGCUCUUUCAAGUAUUCUCUGA